Pseudogymnoascus verrucosus is the source of this 480-nucleotide messenger RNA. RefSeq lists its product as uncharacterized. The transcript is spliced from 2 exons. The coding region runs from base 1 to 480 and encodes 159 amino acids. Lineage: Eukaryota; Fungi; Ascomycota; Leotiomycetes; Thelebolales; Thelebolaceae. The record is from RefSeq and is a predicted model, not a curated record.
AUGAAUUGGACAUUCCCAUUCCUCGUCGCUCUGCUCUUCGGAGUCGCUGCAGCGGAGACAUUUGAUGAGGCCAAGAAGAGAGAGGCCUUCGUUUCUAUUUUGUCCCCACUUGCUGCUCGAAAGAGUGCUAGCGCUGAAGACGAAGCGGCGGCUGCUCCAGCGAUACCAGGGACGAUUCCAAUCCACGCCGAUUUCAUUAUGGCAGCAGGCAUUGUUAGCGCUAGGAAGAAAUUAAACUGGAGUUUCGGCGGUGAAACGGAUGCAAAGGCUGUUGUGAAGAGCAAGAUCGACAGGAAGGUGUAUAUCCACCUCCCGAUGACAAAUGAUGGGAAGUCCAAGAUCAGGUGGGACGGCCGAGAAGACCCUGUUCUAGAGGAGGGAGACGGUGCGUUUGUAACUGGUGUACAGGCCGGCGAUGUGCUUGGCUUUAAGAGCAUUAGAGAGGUGGAGGCAGAGGUUAUUGUUUUAGACAGCGACUAA